AUGCGCGGAGCGACACCGACCACCACCACCUUCGCAGAAGUGAAGACGACCACCCUGUUCACGAGUUUUUCUUCUUCUUCUUCUUCUUCGACCAACAAGGCGUCCUCUUCUCGUCGGAGUUUUCGUAAGAAAAGUCGUUUUGGUGCCUUUGCUUUUGCCGCAUUUCGGGGGAACCGAAACACAUCAUCUUCUUCUUCUUCUGGUGUCUGUUCCGACGCGCGCGGUAGUAUUGCGAAAAGUGAAUCAUAUACCGACGACAGAGUGGUGUUGUCGUCGUCAUCAUCGAAAGGAUUUUUGGUUCGAACGAAAGCUACGUAUUCGAACAACGACGACGAGGUGAUGAAGAAAGAUACGAAAAAAUUGAUUGAUUACGGUCGAGUCGGUGUCGCGUUCGCCUUUCCGGCGUUGGCCGGGUUCCUUUUUGGUCUCGAUAUUGGCCUCUCUUCGGGCGCGCUGGAGAGCAUAAAAACAUCCUCAUCGGAUUUCUUCAAUUUGACUGCGUCGCAAUCGGGUCAAAUUGUCUCCGCGUCUCUUUUUGGCGCGUUGACGGCAUCCGCGGUCGCCGCCGCCGGCGCCGGCGAGAAGUUGGGAUCGAGGAAAGAAAUCGCCUUGGCGGGAGUGUUGUAUUUAAUCGGCGGGACUAUGGAAGCGAACGCGCAGUCGGUUGAUUUUUUAAUCUUUGCGAAAGCUAUUUAUGGGUUAGGGAUUGGAUUUGCCAUGCACGGCGCGCCGGUGUACAUCGCGGAGACCGCGCCGAGUUCUCUGAGAGGAACUUUGAUUUCUUUGAAAGAAGCGGCGAUUGUGUUUGGGAUUUUGUGCGGGUAUUUUUGCGCGAGUCAGUACGUCGGGGAAGAUGGGGGAUGGAGAUCCAUGUUUUUAACCUCUGUGCCAUUCGCAGUGUUGACGUUAGUCGGUGCUGGGUUCAUCUUACCAGAUUCUCCGAGAUGGUUGGCGUCGAAAAAUAUGGACUCGUUUCCGGCGCUGAAAAAAUUGCGAGGGCCGAACGUGAGCGAGAUGGAAUUGAUGAACGAAUUAGACGAGAUCAACAUGUUUGCGAACGUGAGGAGGAAAGAAGAGAUGGGAAGAACGAAAUCGCCGUUUGCGAUUUUAGAUAAGAAAUACGCGAAAGCUUUGUACGUCGGCUUAUCGGUGGUUUUGUUUCAGCAAUUAACUGGGCAACCGUCGGUGUUGUAUUACGCGACGCAAACGUUCGAGGCGGCCGGGUGGUCGGCGCAAGGCGCCUCGAACAUUGCCGUCGUGGUUGGCGUGUUCAAACUAUUCAUGACCGUUAUAGCCGUGUGGAAAGUAGACAGUUUAGGCCGGCGUCCGUUGUUACUCGGCGGGGUGAGCUUGAUUACGUUGUCGCUGAUGGUUCUAGCGUUGGCCUCGCCGGAUUUUGCGGGAUCCGGCGUCGAGGCAGCGGCACUUUCAGAAACGCAAGCGCGCAUUUCCGUGGCUGCUAUUUUCUUAUACGUAGGCGCGUAUCAAGUGAGUUUUGGUCCAAUUGCGUGGUUGUUAGUCGGGGAGGUGUUCCCGACGAAAGUCCGUUCGCAAGCGGUUGGCAUCGCGACGCUUUUAAACUUCGGGUCUAACUUCAUCGUCAGUUUAAACUUGCCGUACGCGAUUGAACAAAUUGGCAUCAAGUCUACGUAUUUCGGGUUCGCGUCGAUUGGCGUUUUGAGCGUCGCUUCGAUAUAUUUCAGUGUCGUGGAAACGAAAGGUAAAACGUUGGAGGAGAUUGAAGAUGCGUAUACCGUCACCGCGACGAAAGUCGAAGAAGAUCGAUGA
Messenger RNA from Bathycoccus prasinos, 1788 nucleotides. RefSeq lists its product with no specific name. The coding region runs from base 1 to 1788 and encodes 595 amino acids. Gene Ontology annotation, cellular component: membrane. Gene Ontology annotation, biological process: transmembrane transport. Gene Ontology annotation, molecular function: transmembrane transporter activity. NCBI's taxonomy places the organism in Eukaryota, Viridiplantae, Chlorophyta, Mamiellophyceae, Mamiellales, Bathycoccaceae. The transcript has a single exon. The record is from RefSeq and is a predicted model, not a curated record.